AAGUUCCUUUGUACCUACCGUGUUUGAAGUUGGUGGUUGUUGGUGGUGGACUAGAGGAGAAGGAGAUGUGAUUCGGCGAUGGCCGGAUGCAGUGGAAGAGCCGAAGGCGGCAAAGAUGGUCUGGGAUGGGCGAGGCGACGGCCCCACAGCUGGCACUGUUCCAUCGAGGGCGCUGCUUACCAUUCUCCUCCACCCCCGAUGGACAGACGGCCGCAUGGAAGCGGAAGAAUGGACGGGCAACGCGCUUUGGACUUGAUGCCUUUACUGCAGGAGAGGCUUGUUAUAUUAACGGGCGGCAGGGACAGACGGGGUGGGCCAGUCCUGUCUUUUCCUGCGAGCCCACGACGGGAAAGGGCCAAACCGGAAGACUACAAACGCCUCCUGCAAUACCUCAUGGCAAUACCAAACGAUGAAUGUCGUUCGUUGGGUUUCACCGUUCUUGUGGACAUGCGUGGCUCCACGUGGUCCACCGUGAAGCCCAUACUGAAAGUUCUGCACGAACAUUUUCCACCUGGUGCCGUUCACCAAGCGCUGAUCGUGAAGCCGGACAACUUCUGGCAGAAACAGAGGACGUCGCUUGGUUCACAUAAGUACAAAUUUGAGACAAAUAUGAUAAGCCUAGAAGCCUUGCCGAAGAUAAUAGAUACCUCACAGUUGACCUCGGAUUUAGAGGGGACUUUAAGUUACGACCACAGCUGUUGGCUGGAGACGAGGAAGGCCGUGGAGGAGUUCUCGUGGCAGGCGUCCGAUCUACUGGAUCGUCUGGACGAUCUGCAGGAGGAUUUGGCCAGGAACGACUUUGCCGAGGACGUGAGCGGUGCCAAGCACAAGAUCGACCUGCACAACGAGAUGCGGAACAAGAUCAAGAAGGUGCCUCUCGAAGACGUCGACAUGUUAG
Molecule: messenger RNA, 898 nt
Organism: Nicrophorus vespilloides
Lineage: Eukaryota; Metazoa; Arthropoda; Insecta; Coleoptera; Silphidae
Product: triple functional domain protein-like
Exons: 5
Biological process (GO): axon guidance
Cellular component (GO): cytoplasm
Molecular function (GO): guanyl-nucleotide exchange factor activity
Source: RefSeq, a predicted model, not a curated record